UUAUUAAUUUAUAGUAAUUAUUAAUUUAUCAAAUAUUAAUUUAUGAAGGUUUUACUGUAGAUAAUUAUUCUUGCAAACAUUCUUCCCAAUUGUGGUGGACUUUGUGUCUUCAAAUUACCAGCUGAUCUACCAGGCCAUAAAGCGAACCAAGGCCCAUCUUGAGUAAUUAUUAUUUGGGCUAUCACAAACGGGCUUAUUCUAUUAACGACGCCGUCUUCGGCUAAAACUAGAAUUUUAGUAUGAGAAAGAAAUUUCAUCACGUAAGGCCAUUAUUUUUUUCUUUCUGAAAAAUAAAGAGGGAAUAUAUAAGUUCCACCUGGGCAAAAAUUACAGCCUCUAGAGGCAGUGGUUUCAUUUGGCGGAUUCUUAACGCGCUUCUUCUUUUCGCGAUAAAACCUAGAAAACUUUCCUUUCCUUCAAUCCACCAUCCGCCAUGGAUCUUGAGGCUGAGAUCCGCGCAUUACAGCUCGAUUCGGCAGAUGAAAACAAUGGAGUUGUCGUUCCGGAAGAUCAUAACGCAGAUGGAGUUGAGAAAAUGGAUAUAGCAGAAGAAGAACUGAAAGACGAAGUGCAAGAAUCAGUGCCAGGCCCUGAUGAGCAACAAGCUUCCGAGGAUCAUGAUCAAGAAGUGCUCCAUCCAGUGCAUAACCCAGCGAAAGCUAAAGAGAAGGCAGCCCAAGAGAAGGCUGCGAAAGAGGAAGCUGAAGAUGAGGCAGAAGCAAACAAAAAGCGACACUUGAAUGUGGUGUUCAUUGGGCAUGUUGGAAAGUCUACAAUUGGAGGACAGAUUCUCUUCCUUAGUGGUCAGGUAGACGACCGACAAAUCCAGAAGUAUGAGAAGGAAGCAAAAGAAAAAAGUAGAGAAAGUUGGUAUAUGGCAUAUAUAAUGGAUACAAACGAAGAAGAGAGGGCCAAGGGUAAAACGGUCGAAGUUGGGAGGGCUCAUUUUGAAACCGAGAGUACUAGAUUUACCAUUUUGGAUGCCCCGGGUCACAAGAGUUAUGUGCCAAAUAUGAUUAGUGGAGCAUCUCAGGCGGACAUUGGUGUGCUGCUAGCGUCUUUGGUUGGAAGCCUAUUAAUUCCAUGUCCACGGCCCUCUGUUGCAGGAUAUGAGAGGGGUGGGCAGACACGUGAACAUGUUCAACUCGCAAAAACAUUGGGCGUGUCGAAGCUGGUCGUUGUUGUGAACAAGAUGGAUGAUCCAACUGUGAACUGGUCGAAAGUGAGGUACGAUGAAAUAGAAUCAAAAAUGGUACCAUUUCUGAAAUCCUCUGGCUACAACACAAAGAAAGAUGUUAUCUUCUUGCCUAUAUCUGGUCUAAUGGGGAUAAAUAUGAACAAAAGGAUAGAUCAAAACGUUUGUCCUUGGUUCAGUGGCCCUAGUUUUUUCGAAGUCCUUGAUUCUAUUGAAGUUCCGCCACGGGAUCCUAAUGGCCCAUUCAGGAUGCCAAUUAUUGAUAAAUUCAAAGACAUGGGAACUGUUGUUAUGGGAAAAGUAGAAUCUGGCAGCAUUCGGGAGGGUGACUCCUUGAUUAUUAUGCCAAACAAGGAACCCGUAAAAGUUGUUGCUAUAUAUUGCGAUGAAGAUAAAGUUAAGCGCGCAGGACCGGGUGAAAAUUUGAGAGUCCGUAUUACUGGCAUUGAGGAUGAGGAUAUCCUUUCAGGCUUUGUUUUAUCCAGCGCAGUAAAGCCUGUCCCUGCUGUUACUGAGUUCGUUGCCCAACUACAGAUCCUUGAGCUGCUUGACAACGCUAUUUUUACAGCUGGUUACAAGGCUAUUCUGCACAUUCAUGCGGUUGUUGAGGAAUGUGAGAUAAUCGAAUUGAUAAGCCAAAUUGAUAUGAAGACGAGGAAACCCAUGAAAAAGAAAGUUCUGUUUGUGAAGAAUGGUGCUGCUGUUGUGUGCCGUAUACAGGUUACCAACUCAAUCUGUGUUGAAAAGUUCGCAGACUUCCCUCAACUUGGAAGAUUCACUCUACGAACUGAAGGGAAAACUGUUGCUGUUGGAAAGGUGACUGCUCUCUCAGGUGCUACCUCAAGCGCUUGAUCCAAUUUUGUGAGAAGAAAGGAGACGGCUUUCGGGUUACACCAAGAUAGGGAUUUAGGAAAAUGCUGUAUUAAGAAUGAUCGGACGAAGUAAGCUGAGUUCCCUCAACCCAAACCUUAGUUCCUUUCCUCUGGUGCACAAUUGAGGUGUGAGAUUCACUGCUGCAGAGAGGUGUAACCUUUGACCGUUUUCUGGAAAUUUAAAUACUAGAAAAGAGUAUUAUGAUGAUGAACAUAAGUGAGUUUUUUUUCUUGUUAAGCUAAAUUUACAAUUGUUGCUACCAUUACCCUUGUAGCUGAGUCUUUUUCGGCCUUUUGGAGUUUGCUAUUUAAUAGUUGAGGAAACACUAUUUGUUCCUUGAUUCUUGUCUUGCUCCGUCUUUUUGCUCCUUGUGACCUGACUGAUGCAGUUUUUUGGGGGGGGGUUUGCUCUGCCAUUCCACAGCUUCGUGC
Thlaspi arvense is the source of this 2499-nucleotide messenger RNA. NCBI's taxonomy places the organism in Eukaryota, Viridiplantae, Streptophyta, Magnoliopsida, Brassicales, Brassicaceae. The record is from the annotation of a GenBank genome assembly.